Sinocyclocheilus rhinocerous is the source of this 4156-nucleotide messenger RNA. RefSeq names its product protein inhibitor of activated STAT, 4a (gene pias4a). Gene Ontology annotation, biological process: regulation of transcription by RNA polymerase II; protein sumoylation. Gene Ontology annotation, cellular component: chromatin. Lineage: Eukaryota; Metazoa; Chordata; Actinopteri; Cypriniformes; Cyprinidae. Gene Ontology annotation, molecular function: zinc ion binding; transcription coregulator activity; SUMO ligase activity. Bases 40 to 1557 code for a protein of 505 amino acids. The transcript is spliced from 11 exons. The record is from RefSeq and is a predicted model, not a curated record.
GCCUUUCGCUCCAGGCUCUCGCGGGGCUGCUGUGCGAAGAUGGCGGCCGAACUGGUAGAAGCGAUGAACAUGGUGAAGAGUUUCCGGGUGUCUGAUCUGCAGACGCUGCUGGCCUCAAUGGGCCGCAGUAAAAGCGGAUUGAAGCAGGACUUAGUGGGAAGAGCUCUUAGGCUUGUGCAGACCGAAUACAGUCCGGAGCUGCUAAAGAACGUUCGACAGCUCUAUGAGACGCGCUUCCCCAAAGCCUCGGCCUGGCUGGCAGCCCGGCGGCCUGAGUCCGUGCCUGUAAACUACCCUGCCCUUAACUCCUCGCCCAGAGGCACGGCCCAGGGCACCGACUACCUCAACGGCAUCCCCAAACCGGCGCCGCCUCCUGCAGCAGAAGUCAAAUUGGUGCCCCUGCCGUUCUACCACAACCUAGAAACGCUGCUGCCACCCACAGAACUAAUCGCUCAGAACAGCGAGAAGCUGCAAGAGAGUCAAUGCGUUUUUGAAUUAACACCAAGUCAAGUGGAACAGAUCCGGAACUCUAGUGAACUUCGCCCAGGAAUGAAAUCAGUUCAAGUGGUUCUCAGAAUCUGCUACACAGACUCUAUCGGUGUUCAGGAGGACCAAUAUCCUCCCAAUAUUGCUGUGAAAGUGAAUCAGUCCUACUGUCAUGUACCGGGUUACUAUCCCUCCAAUAAACCGGGUGUUGAGCCACGUCGACCCUGUCGACCUGUCAAUAUCACGCCAUGGUUACACCUCUCCACAGUCACUAACAGAGUCACCAUCACAUGGGGCAACUUUGGAAAGCGGUACUCGGUGGCAGUGUACCUAGUGAGGGUGUUCACAUCUGGAGAGCUCUUCAACCAGCUGAAGCAUUGCUCAGUUGAGAGUCCCGAUCGUUGUCGCGAACGCAUUCAAGAUAAGCUACGCUUUGAUCCUGAAAGUGAGAUCGCCACUACAGGACUGCGAGUGUCCCUCAUCUGUCCUUUGGUAAAGAUGAGACUUGGAGUGCCAUGUCGAGUGCUCACCUGCGCCCACCUGCAGUGUUUUGACGCUGUCUUCUUCCUGCAAAUGAAUGAAAAGAAACCCACAUGGACCUGCCCCGUAUGCGACAAACCUGCGCCCUUUGAGCUUCUAACUAUUGAUGGGUUGCUGUCCGAGAUCCUUAAAGAGACGCCAGAGGAUGUGGAGGAGAUCGAGUAUUUGACUGAUGGCUCAUGGAGGCCAAUCAGGGACGACAAAGAGAAGGAAAGAGAGCGGGAAAACAGCUGCACACCUGACUAUCCUGUGGUGGAUAUAUGUGUUCCUGAGGCGAACGGCCACUCCCCAGCACACAGCGGCACAAACCAGACCGGCAAGCCUGGAUCAGGUGGUGCGUCGGCAGGAACCGGCGGCACCAGUACCGGGUCGGGAGGCGGAGUCGUGGUGGAUCUGACUCUGGACGACUCGUCAGACGAAGAAGGAGGGGGCGGAGCUGAGGACAGCGAGGACACGGACGACAGCCAGGACAGCCCCGCCCCUAAACGGGGCAGAUAUGAUUAUGACAAAGACCUGGUCACCGCAUACUGAGGCCAGCAGGACACUAAGACUUGUUGGGGGGAGUGGGUUGUAGAUGGGAUCUGAGCCUUGGAAAGUCAAGAAACGUGUCCCCAUGUCUUCUCCCAAACGCAUACACACUCAUGCAUGCACACAGACAUGCACACUCAUGCGCUGCUGACCUCUGGAGCAGUCGGGCAUCACAUUGACAAACUCGUAGAUGCCCCGUAAAGCCAUUCCCAAUCAUUCACUGCAUCUCAAUACUGUAUUCUCCCUUUAAAGACCAUGGAAGAGUAACACCACCUUCAGUUCUACUCUAUCGUCCUCGACUUCCUCUCCACUUUGUGUUCUGACAGGUUUAACCAUCCUGGGCAUUUAAGAUCUUGCCAGUUUUAGUUUUAUGCAGAGCUGUUCAGGCCUUCAAAACAUUGUGAGACAAGCCACAGUAUCUCAAAAACCUUCAUUCCUUCGGGUUGAGAUCAUCCAACCUUUUGAAACCUAUUUAGAGGCGUUUUCUGUUAGUCCUCUACAUAGGAUGUUUAUGUUAGGUGUUCGUUUUAAUGUGAUUUGGAGACAUUACUGAUGAAUUUCCAUCCCUCUCAUUUUUUUAUUUUAUUUUUUUUAUUUGUCCACAGAAGUUGACAAGCUACCUCAAGUCUAACAGCGAACUUGACCAGAGGGUUUUUUUUUUUUGUAGUUUUGUUUUCAAUCCCUUUUGUUUUUCAUGUGCAGCAACACUGGAGAGGCAUCAUGCAUUGCUCAUUAUUUUGUGCUUGCCCAUUUAGGCAUCAUAUUAAAAACGAUUCUGACUCGAGCAAAGAGUUUCCGGUCAAGUCUGUCGGUCAACUAGUGUGUACUGACUGAAUGUAGUAUGCUAAUCGACACUCGGUUCAGAAAGAAUGACAUUUCAACAUCAACGGUCCUUUUGCGAUGCUUGUCAGCGAGUAAAUACUGUACGAUUGCUAAUGUAAUGUAUUAUUUCUGAUAAUUUCAUAGAAAAUUGCAGGUCUCAAUGCUCUCAAAUUUAUUGCUUUCUUUCAGUCGUUUUGGUCUGUACUAGGCUGCUGAAGUCAUGACUUCACAAAGGCAGAGCAAUAAAUCAGUUGGAAGAGAGGACAAAGAGUUGUUUUAGGUUUCUUUUAGACAUGACUGUAGUAAAUUAGGUUUAUUUAGCAGGGGAGCUGCCGUUAUUGGCAAUAUACCUGAAAUUUAUUUGCCUAAACUUAAAACCAGAUUUUUCUUCACUUUACAAUUUUCUUUUUUUUUUUUUCAGUUUAGAUUAAUGGCUGAUUUGUUUGAGCCCAUUGUGUGGAGGAUGUUUGUGUUCAUUUCAGCCGGUUGAAGAGGUGCUGACAUUUGCAUAUUGUUUUGUGGACUUCACAACAGGUGCCGAUAUUACAUGCUCUUUAAUUUGUCGCCAGAACGUGUAUUUAUUGAUUUAACAGUUUUUGCCUCUUUUAUUUAAAUUAAGUUUGGUAUUUUUCUGCUUUUUAUGAGGCAUUUCACAGCAAUUUCAUGAGUUUCCAGCAUGUUGCUUUGUGAUGGUAGAUAACGCUGUGUCUUCUCACGGCCUGCUGUUGUAUGCGCACAUUCAGCCAUUUGCAACAGUCCGAACAUAAGGGGGCUUAGUCAGGACAAUGCAGACUUGACCUAAACCUCGGAAGAAUUAAACUCCCGCUAAACGACCAAACACAAAUGGCACAUCCAGACAGCUGAUCUGUUGAGGAGGACUCAGGGAUGACGUGUUCUACUUGUCUUUACAUUUUCUUCUCAGUCAAACUUGACACUCGAACCAGGUUCCAGCAUCGUGUACACAAUAUUACCUUCACCAUCAGGUCGCGUAGGGCAGUCUAGGUUUCUGAUCUGGAAAUUAAGAUGUAUAUCUGUGUGUAUAGCUUAUUUUGUUGUCCUCCAAGGUUUCAGAGAAAAUCACUACUAAGCUCACUAGUGGUAAAUUUAAAGUUUUUUUUUUUCUUCCUUUUUUCAACUAAUCCUGAAUUCUGACUUGAAUACUCAGUACUGUAUCCUAUCUGUGGUUGGGAAUUUCUUAAAAUAAGAAUACUGCCAUGAAGGGUUAAAUUACUUGUAAUUUUAGGUUCGUCUUUGAGUCGGCAUGGUCUUCCAUCUUCUCUUCAUGAUAGCCCAAUUUUUUCCCCUUUUCUUUAUAAUUUUAAAGAGUAAACAGUGCUGCAGUUGACAGUUUCACAUAAUAAGCUCUUAAUGUAGUAUGUUCCUCUAAAUUUGGCCACACUUUUGUGAUUUUUUCACAUUUAAGGUAAGGAACUUCUAUAGACUUCCAUCUUUAGAUACCUAGAACGAUCUAUUAGAUGUAGAUAAAAUGUACAUUUGCUUACAAUGAAAAUAUAAAUGGAUGGUGAUUGAUGACAAUAUAUUUCCAGCUCAGAGGUGAAGACGGCCUCUAUGUAGCCAGGUGAGGUUGAAGUGGGUUUUUUUGGGGGGAAUGGAGGCAUCCCCUCCUAUUACAGUGCUUAAGACAGCAUGGGCAGUGGCUUGCAGUUCUUGAUGUAAAUGUUUUGUUUGUGUCUUUUAUAUGUUCAUAUUAAAAGCCAAUAAAAAAUAAUAAUAUUUUAUCAAGUUUUGAAUUGCCUCCAGUUGCUCCAGUGGGCGGGCA